Stylonychia lemnae is the source of this 1821-nucleotide messenger RNA. Lineage: Eukaryota; Ciliophora; Spirotrichea; Sporadotrichida; Oxytrichidae. The record is from the annotation of a GenBank genome assembly.
AUGCCAAGUGUGGGCUUAGCACUUAGGAACCUACUGAAUUUUAUAAGAGCAGAUUUUAAUAGCAAAAUAGUUGACUUUGCAAAUCAAUCUUAGGUUGAGGAGUAGAAGUUUUAAGCACUUUCGCAAAGUCACUAAUUUUAAAAUUAGUAUACUCAGCAGAGAACCUAGGCAGAUUUGUACAGAUAGUAUGUUGUGGGUUUUGAUGGAAAAGGGUAGUACGACAGAGAUCCCUCGUAUGACUUAAAAGCAGCUCUUUGGAUUUUUUCACACUAGCCAGAAUAUAUAAAUAGUGAAAAACUAAUUGACAUAGCGAAUUUCAAUAGAAAAGACAAAAAUUUAGUUGAAAUUCUAAAAUCUCAGUGCUUUGGUCAAUUCAAUUAUAUGCUUCGAAAAGGGGAUGAAAAAUAAAUAGAAGCGAAAAUACAAAGAAUUUUGAAGGAGAAGUCACAGGAUGGAUUAGAAAGUUUACCAUUUUAAUUCGACCAAAUUCACAUUCCAAAGAUACUAUCAGUAAUGCUAAGGCUUGACUUUAUUUAAGAGGAUAUGGACUACAUACUAAAUGUAAUUGACUAUUCAUUUGACUCCCUGGAUGAUUAAAUGAAAAGCGAUAAUGAAUCAAGUUUAAAAACUUCAAAUAGAGCUGAGAUAAUUAGAUAGUUCAUGAAGAAACUAGUUUUCAAAAAAUUCAUGGUUGAUCUAAGUUAAAUAAAGCAAGUGAAAAAUCUAAGGUGUAUUUAAGCAACAUAAUCUUAAAAUGAGUCAAUACAAUUUGAAUUGGUAUUAGCUUAGAAUGAAAGACCCCUAGCAUUGUAGAUAGAGAACUUGGAUACGAAAAUUUAAAAUGUGCAUUUACGAUUUUCAAGAAUAAAAAUAGAGCUAUUUAAGUUGAGUUAUAACAGACCACUACCUAUUACUGAGAAUAGUUAAUUUAUCAAGAUGUCUAAGAAUAUUCCAAUACAAUUAAAUGGAAGCAAUGGUUUAAGAGUGGACGGUUUUAUUGCAACAAUCAAUUAGAGACAUCAAUAUCUUAAGCUUAUUGAAUAUUUUGAGUCCUUCCAAGAUGAAAUUAAUCUUAGCUAUCCACAACUGUAAAUAUCACUAAAUGGCGAAAAUCAAUCGAUUGAGCUCCUACUAUAUACAAAAAGUAAAUUAGUGUUGCAAAUAGUCUCUGGCAAAGGUCUAUUGAUCAGUGAAUCUUCUCAUUUAACUCUAAAUCAAUAAAAGAUAAUCAAUGAAAUGCUACUGUAAACAAACCCAAAAGACUUUAACCAAGUCUAGUGCUUAUUCAAAAUUCUAGUUCCACAUUCAUUUUUCCAUUUACUAGAAUGUGAACUUAGAAAGAAUACAACUAAUCCAUUCAUUCAUAAAUCAAUCGACGAGUUUGUUGACUUGAGAAGAGCAGUCUUAAAUACAUCACUUGUUUUGCAUGAGUGUGAUACAUACCCGACAGCUCCAAUCUUCUAGACCUGGCUUAUGAAAACUCUCUAGUAAAGCUUCCGCUUUGAAUUAAAAGACCUAGUCAAGACUUAUAAGCAGCUCUAUUCUGAUCAAAUGAUUAUUGUUGUCAAUGUUAAACCUGCAGUCGGAGAACUCGAGUUAAGAUUGGAGAAGAGGCCUAGAAAUAUAAUAUUCGUGAAAAUUGCGAUUGACUAGGAGGAACGUCGAAUUCAGAGAAUGUCAGAUAUAGUGGUUACCGUUGAGCAUACCCAAGUAAUCCAUCAUAUUGCAGGAUAAAGUCCAAUGGAGGAAUACAGACUCUAGGGUGAAGGAAUCGACUUCGACUAGUUAGUGAAUUUAUUGAUAGGAGAAAAUGAAUAAUGA